UACGCCCAGUCUCAAAAGAGCCAUCCCCCCCACACCCGGACCCGUGCCCUCCCCCUCCUCCUCCUCGUGCUCUCUCAUGGAGGCCACCCCGAUCUCCAUGAAGCCACCGUCGCCGGCUCCGGCGCCGGCGCCGGCGCAGCCUCCACCGCCGCCUCCGCCUCCGCCGCCUCCCCUGAUAGAAGCGGUGCCGCUGGCCAUCGUGGAGCCCCUGCCUUCGCCUUCACCGCCGCCGGCCGUGGCAGGAGGGCUCGAGGCGGAUCCCUCCGCCGCAAACCAGCUCGCGCUCGCUACGACGCCCAAGAGGCAGAGGGUGGAGGAGGCCGCGGAUGGGAACGGGUGCAAACAUUGCGCCUGCAAGAAGUCCAAAUGCUUGAAGCUAUAUUGCCCAUGCUUUGCUGGUGGUGGUUAUUGUUCUGAAAAAUGUGGAUGCGUGCCAUGUUUCAACAAGUCUGAUUACGCAGAAACUGUUCAGACCACUCGCAAGGUGCUGCUUUCACGGCAGAAACGGAUGUCACUGAAGAUUAAUAGAAGAUCUGAGGCUAAUGCUGAAGCCAUGGAAGACGCACACAAUUCUUCUUCUUCAACUCCGCCAAGGCGAGGUUGCAAUUGCAAGAAAUCAAGUUGCUUGAAGAAAUACUGCGAUUGCUACCAGGAUGGGACUGGAUGCUCCUUAUUUUGUAGAUGUGAGGAUUGCAAGAAUCCUUAUGGGAAAAAUGAAGGUAUAAUGACGGAAGAAACAAAGCGUUUUAUAUACACUGGCGCUGAUCUGGAUAAUAGUGAGGAUGACCAUGAAUUUGUCGUGGAGCGAUCUCCACGCAUGCAAUCACCAAUCUCAAAGGAAUCCUCUCUUCAACACACUCCAUCUCGCAACAAAGCUUCAAGCAGGGAUACACACUUGUUCCCGCAGGGGCUGUCACAGUGGCAGCCCCGCUGGCAGUCUUCCAAGAGGCAGAUCAAUGAUCGUGCGAUCGAUGACUCUGGAGAGAACAGAAAUCUGAACAAUGAUUGGCAAUUAGCCAAGCACCAGGAGGACAGCUACAGCAUAUCGAGAUGCAUCCAAAUCCUGAACAGCAUGGCCGAGCUCUCGCAGGUGGAGAAAUCGGUUGCCCCUGACGUGUUCUUGCAGCCAGGCAACCGGGAGAUAUUCGUCUCUCUCGGCAUUGAUGUCCGUGCUCUGUGGCUGAGGCGCAAGAUCCAGCACCUGACUUAGGACUGUUUUAUACUGUUGUUUCUCCAGAGGAUAUGGUGGAGACUGGAGAGGGAGUGUUGGAUGUUGUUUCUCCAGAGGAUAUGGUGGGUGGAGACUGGAGAGGGAGUAUGGGAUGUUGUUUCUCCAGCGGAUAUGGUGGGUGGAGACUGGAGAGCCAGUAUUGGAUGUUGUUUAUUGGGUCUUGGUUUAGAUUAUGGAUGCUCUGCUGGUCGGUUGGGAUUCGCAGGAACAUGGGCUUUUCUUGUAUACUGAGGUGUAUUCCAAAUUUCCUGUCAUCUGUCUUUGUGGAGAGCUUAGCUGAUGAGUACUUGAUAAUCUGUUAUAAUAAUCGAUUUAUUAUGCACCUGCACCUAGUUUAAUGUUUUACCCUGGAA
Messenger RNA from Brachypodium distachyon (stiff brome), 1584 nucleotides. Its product is annotated as protein tesmin/TSO1-like CXC 3. NCBI's taxonomy places the organism in Eukaryota, Viridiplantae, Streptophyta, Magnoliopsida, Poales, Poaceae. The coding region runs from base 77 to 1210 and encodes 377 amino acids. The record is from RefSeq and is a predicted model, not a curated record. The transcript has 6 exons. Gene Ontology annotation, molecular function: DNA-binding transcription factor activity.